CAGUGUACAGGGUAAACCAUUCCUGGAUAGUUACUUGCCUAUUAAUCUUUUCCCAUGUUAUGAUGUCUUGUCACAUGGAAGAACAUUCUGAGAGGCGCCAACUUCAUGAGUUAACUGUAAAGAGGAAAGACCUGAAGCGAUGUGACAAUGAUAACCGCGUAUGCGUCACUGACGAUAGUGACUGUGUCCCCAGAUCUCAUGUGUCUCAUGAAAGGGUGAAUAUAUCAUGCUUUUUUCUACUCACGGACUAUGCUCUGACUCCGUAUCCUCAAUGCCUUUGGAGUCAGGAAUAUAACAUCAAUGCAGAAAGCAUGCACUCUCUCAUUUUCAGUCAGACCACUCCGAUUUAUUCUUGUAUGGGAAUCUUCAGCUUUGGUGGACGAAUGAAUGUAACUUUAAAAAUUAAAAACAACAUGAACGGAAUGGAGUCAUGGUCAGAGCCCUACGAAGUGGCAGUACAAGAAGCAAUAAAAGCACCUUGUCCUACCAUCACAUCAGUCAAUGGCUCUGACAACUCACUGGAGGUGACAUGGGUGAUCAGCAAGUUGCACACUAGAUGUCGGGUCCGUUACCGAAUGGCCACUGACAAAUGGACUGAGAUCCCAGCCUAUGUUCUUGUGGAAAGUGCUGAAAAAGCUGUCUACAGGAUUGAAGGCCUCAAGCCUUUCAGCAGCUACAUCAUUGCCGUUUCCUGUAUUUUGUCAUUUGGUCACUGGAGUGACUGGAGCAUGGAGACAACUGGGACAACACUGGAGAGUGCACCCUCUAGACCGCCAGAUAUCUGUUAUCAUAUGGAGACGGUGAACAAACAAGGACCUCAUCACCUUAUGCUUAUGUGGAAGGCUCUUGAUGUUUAUGAUGCUCACGGACAUAUUCUUGGGUACCAAGUGAGCUACACACAAACAAAGCACCCCUUUCUGAGUGUGACCACUAACACCACAGAUCUGAAGGUGGUCCUUCUGGUGACCGAGGAUGAGUUGGAGGUCACAGUUGUGGCGUACAACAGUGCUGGUGGAUCUCCUUACUCUCAUCUAAAGAUUGACCUGAGUCUUCAUCAGACUCUACCCUCAGUGAGAAGACUUUGGGUGAAUUCUGAAGAUGACAGGCUAGUGCUUCAUUGGGAUGUGGGACACAUAUCCCUGCCAGUUAGUGAGGUUGCCAAUGAGUGGGCCACUGAUGCUGCACAUCCCACAUCCAGUCACUGGAAACGAGUGAAUGGCUCCACCAGAUCAACAGUCUUGAAAGACCAUCUUCAGCCUGGGACAACAUACAGAAUCAAUGUUUACCCCAUAUCAAAUCAACUGUGUGGGCCACCCAAGUCAAUCUUUGCCAACCUAGAGUACGGAACGCUUUUAGGUGCAGUCGGAAUGCACGUUGUGGAUGUGACUAAAAACACAGUGACUGUACAGUGGGAGUGGCAGAGAAAGGAGGUUCACCCCAAGGUUCUCAGAUACAGAGUGAUACUGCGCCUGGGGGAGAUACAGGUCGAAUCUAUCCCUGUCUGGCCAGAGGUAUGGCAGCACACAUUCUUCAAACUCCGCGCAAACACAGGCUAUUCUGUUAAUUUACUGGCGGAGACUUCUAAUGACAACAUUUCAAGAGAAAUUAUUCCGAUUAAAACACAUAUUUUUGAACAUAAUGAAAUAAUGUUAAUAAUCGUCCUGCUUACUCUUGGCCUUGGAGUUUUCUUGAUCUUAUCCAGAACUGUCUACAAAACAUAUUUCUUUCCAAAUAUUGCUAACCCUGGGGCCAGUGUUGUUGGACGAUGGCUUUUGGAGUCACACCAUGAGAAAAACCGUGUGAAGAAUGUACUGAAGCUGGAGGAGUUCUUAGUCACUGAUCUCUCAGGAGAAAACGGCUUUGUUGAGCUGGGGCAAGAAAGGCCACCUGUGAGAGAGGAUGGGAUUUUUAACCCUGGUUCAUCUCACAGUACCCUCAAUAUAAAACAUAUUUUUAUUCCGCAAAAUACAGAAUUCAUUGAAAAUACUUCUAAAAGUAACAGAGAGAACAGGGAUUCCUCCCUGAUGUUUAACAAUGUUGCCCACAUAGAGAAUGGCCAGGGUAUACAUGUAGAAAAUUGCCAGGGUAGCUUACUUCCAGAAAGCACCCAAAUACAGUGCAAUUUUGACUAUAUAAAGAACAAGCAUACUCUUGAAAAAUAGCAUUUUUAGAGAACACCCAAAGCAAUGUUGAGUAAAUUGAAAACACUUUUUCUCAGCAAUAAAAUGCUCAAUAUGGAUCGUCUUCAAUGAAUGCCUUUUUAAUAUUCUCAAUAAACAAACCUAGAUUUUACAUUUACAUUUUGUAAAUGUAAACCAUUAAGUGCUACUGUUCUUCAUAAUGUUACAGGCGUUGUUUUUUCCACUUAUGUUUUGAGGUGGGACUUUAGCAGGUAUAGCUUGUUAGCACAUAGGGCGCACCGAUUGGUGUCACCUCGUUAGUCAGUAUGUGUUAAACCUGUGCCGACCUAGUGCUCUUGAGAGAUGUGGAGGGUUAACACUUUUAUUCGGCGCUCCUUCUUUUUGAUUUCUAGGCAAACAGUCCUUUAUCUGAUCAUCCCUGUUUUCGUUUUGCUCCACUUUUUGGUUUGCUUCCUGUAUAAGUUUGGUGUGGGUUUUUUUGCCUCUUCUCUUUUUUGCAAAUUUAGUGGGCUCUUGUGGUGGAUGUCUUUAUUAAGGUUCCACGUGUUGUUACUUGUCAACUUUCAGUGGGCACCCCCACGUCUUUCAGAGCUCCCCCUAAAACCCCACUUGUUUCAUUUUAGUUCUUGUCAGUGACUCUUUAGUUCCCCCUUCUGUUAGAGCGACAUUUUAGGUUUUCUUGCUGGGGAACUUAAUUAACAAUGUAUACAGUAUUUGUUCUGCUGUAAAAUAUAUUGUACAUAUAUUUUUACAUUUUAUAUUAAACUUCAACCCUAUCCCAUGUCAUUUUAUGGGUUAACUAUAUGGGUAAA
Messenger RNA from Oncorhynchus tshawytscha (Chinook salmon), 2953 nucleotides. RefSeq names its product interleukin-6 receptor subunit beta. The coding region runs from base 60 to 2162 and encodes 700 amino acids. Gene Ontology annotation, biological process: cytokine-mediated signaling pathway. The transcript is spliced from 16 exons. NCBI's taxonomy places the organism in Eukaryota, Metazoa, Chordata, Actinopteri, Salmoniformes, Salmonidae. The record is from RefSeq and is a predicted model, not a curated record. Gene Ontology annotation, molecular function: cytokine receptor activity; cytokine binding. Gene Ontology annotation, cellular component: signaling receptor complex; external side of plasma membrane.